AUGUAUCCGGCAAAAAAACAAGAGCUUGAAAGGGAGGGCAUUUCAACAGCCUACGCUAUUCUUUCUCAUAGAUGGGAAGGCGACGAGAAUGAAGUUACCUUCAAAGCCAUGAGCACUACUGACAUAAAGUUCAAGAAGGUACUUGGAUGGUCAAAAAUUGAGGAAACUUGCGCCAAGGCACUCGAAAUCGGGAUCGGUUACGCCUGGAUAGACACUUGCUGCAUCGACAAGCGAAACCUCACCGAGCUUACCGAAGCAAUCAACUCAAUGUUCAAGUGCUGUGUCGAGCUUUCGAGCGAGAUCAAUCUCCGAACAAUGAUCAACGAGGAAGUUUUGGCCUAUACCUCAUCGACGCAACAAAGCUUACAGAAUCUGCUGGUCGAAAUUCCUGUGGGUCGGCGCGUGUCAUGGGCUGCUGGCCGUGAGGCGAAUAAAGUCGAAGACCGAGCCUACUCACUAUUGGGUUUAUUUGGCGUCAGCAUGCCUCUUCUCUAUGGAGAAGGCGACCGAGCUUUCGUUCGAUUACAGGAAGAAAUCAUCAAGGAAACCAACGACAUGUCACUGUUUGCUUGGUGCGACUCCUCCGCUACUCCCACUGAUGGCGCCGCAGAGUUUUGUGGGAUCCUCGCUACUACGCCGGAUCAUUUCAGGAGUUGCUGCGAUCUCAGAUCGAUCGGGCACCUAGAUUAG
Messenger RNA from Colletotrichum acutatum, 690 nucleotides. RefSeq lists its product as uncharacterized. The transcript is spliced from 2 exons. The record is from RefSeq and is a predicted model, not a curated record. The coding region runs from base 1 to 690 and encodes 229 amino acids. NCBI's taxonomy places the organism in Eukaryota, Fungi, Ascomycota, Sordariomycetes, Glomerellales, Glomerellaceae.